This is a messenger RNA of Effrenium voratum, 3838 nucleotides long. The record is from the annotation of a GenBank genome assembly. Lineage: Eukaryota; Dinophyceae; Suessiales; Symbiodiniaceae.
GUCUGCCGCUGCCGUCAAUGCCGCGGCCGCGAGCCGCGAUUAUAAGGUGUACCCUCGCAUCGACUACCGGACCAUUACCGGCGUUGAGGGGCCUUUGGUCAUCAUGGAAAACGUGAAGUUCCCCACCUACGGUGAGAUUGUUAACGUCAACCUGUCCGACGGUACCGUUCGACAAGGGCAGAUUUUGGAGGUGAACAAGAAGAAGGCCAUCGUGCAGGUCUUCGAGGGUACUAGCAACAUCGACAACAAGGACUGCCACAUCGAAUUCACUGGCGACACCUUGAAGAUGCCGAUCUCAGAUGACCUCAUGGGUCGUGCCUUCAACGGCUCCGGCAAGCCCAUCGACAAGGGGCCCACUGUGUUGGCAGAGGAGUUCUUGGACAUCAACGGCGCGCCGUUGAACCCCAAGUCUCGCGUGUACCCCAAGGAGAUGAUCCAGACGGGCAUCAGUGCCAUCGACACCAUGAACUCAGUGGUGCGAGGUCAGAAGCUGCCGCUUUUCUCGGCAGCCGGUCUGCCGCACAACGAGAUCGCGGCUCAGGUGUGCCGACAGGCAUCCUUGGUGAAGGGAAAGGAUGUGAUGGAUCACACCCAGGAGAACUUUAGCAUCGUCUUCGGAGCCAUGGGUGUCAACAUGGAGACUGCGCGGUUCUUCCGGAAUGACUUCGAAGAGAACGGCUCCAUGGAGAACGUUGUGCUUUUCAUGAACCUGGCCAAUGACCCCACCAUUGAGCGCAUUGUCACGCCCCGACUUGCGCUCACCACGGCAGAGUACUUCGCGUACACGCGCGAGCAGCACGUCUUCGUGAUUCUCACGGAUAUGAGUUCCUAUGCGGACGCCCUGCGAGAGGUGUCCGCGGCACGAGAGGAGGUGCCGGGCCGACGAGGAAACGGCUCCAUCACCCAGUUCCCCAUUCUCACCAUGCCCAAUGAUGACAUCACACACCCCAUCCCCGACCUGACCGGCUACAUCACGGAGGGCCAGGUGUUCGUGGACCGGGCUCUGCACAAUAGGCAGAUCUACCCGCCGAUCAACGUGCUGCCAUCUCUGAGCCGAUUGAUGAAGUCCGGCAUUGGCAAGGGCAUGACACGGGACGACCACCCCAACGUCUCCGAUCAGCUCUAUGCCAACUAUGCCAUCGGCCAGGACACCCGCGCGAUGAAGGCCGUGGUGGGUGAGGAGGCCCUCAGCGAGGAUGAGCACAAGUACCUGGAGUUCACUGACAAGUUUGAGCUGAAGUUCUUGGCGCAGGGCGCAUACGAGAACCGAGACAUCUUCACUUCUCUGGACAUUGCUUGGACGCUGCUGCGAAUCUUCCCCCAGGAGUUGCUGAAGAAGAUCCCGCAGAAGCUGAAGGACAAGUACUACGACCGGGAGAAGGAGAUCCAGAAAGCGGUGCAGGCCGCGCAGUUCCCAGUUUUGCCGGUAGUUUUGACGGGAGACGAUUGCGGCGCCAUCAUGCCGGAAGCUCAGUCUGCCGCUGCCGUCAAUGCCGCGGCUGCGAGCCGCGAUUAUAAGGUGUACCCUCGCAUCGACUACCGGACCAUUACCGGUGUGGAGGGGCCCUUGGUCAUCAUGGAAAACGUGAAGUUCCCCACCUACGGUGAGAUCGUCAACGUUAACCUGUCCGACGGUACCGUUCGACAAGGGCAGAUUUUGGAGGUGAACAAGAAGAAGGCCAUCGUGCAGGUCUUCGAGGGUACUAGCAACAUCGACAACAAGGAUUGCCACAUCGAAUUCACUGGGGACACCUUGAAGAUGCCGAUCUCGGAUGACCUCAUGGGUCGUGCCUUCAACGGCUCCGGCAAGCCCAUCGACAAGGGGCCCACUGUGUUGGCAGAAGAGUUCUUGGACAUCAACGGAGCGCCGUUGAAUCCCAAGUCUCGCGUGUACCCCAAGGAGAUGAUCCAGACAGGCAUCAGCGCGAUCGACACCAUGAACUCAGUGGUGAGAGGUCAGAAGCUGCCGCUUUUCUCGGCUGCUGGUCUGCCGCACAAUGAGAUUGCGGCCCAGGUGUGCCGACAGGCAUCUCUGGUGAAGGGCAAGGAUGUCAUGGACCACACCCAGGAGAACUUUAGCAUCGUCUUCGGAGCCAUGGGUGUGAACAUGGAGACCGCGCGCUUCUUCCGGAACGACUUCGAAGAAAACGGUUCCAUGGAGAACGUCGUGCUCUUCAUGAACCUCGCCAAUGACCCCACCAUUGAGCGCAUUGUCACGCCCCGACUUGCGCUCACUACAGCAGAGUACUUCGCGUAUACGCGCGAGCAGCACGUCUUCGUGAUUCUCACGGACAUGAGUUCAUAUGCGGACGCCCUGCGAGAGGUGUCCGCGGCACGAGAGGAGGUGCCCGGUCGACGAGGAUAUCCUGGAUACAUGUACACAGACUUGUCAACCAUCUACGAGCGAGCUGGACGCGUCGAGGGGCGAAACGGCUCCAUCACCCAAUUCCCCAUUCUCACCAUGCCCAACGACGACAUCACACACCCCAUCCCCGACCUGACCGGCUACAUCACGGAGGGCCAGGUGUUCGUGGACCGGGCUCUGCACAAUAGGCAGAUCUACCCGCCGAUCAACGUGCUGCCAUCUCUGAGCCGAUUGAUGAAGUCCGGCAUUGGCAAGGGCAUGACACGGGACGACCACCCCAACGUCUCCGAUCAGCUCUAUGCCAACUAUGCCAUCGGCCAGGACACCCGCGCGAUGAAGGCCGUGGUGGGUGAGGAGGCCCUCAGCGAGGAUGAGCAUAAGUACCUGGAGUUCACUGACAAGUUUGAGCUGAAGUUCUUGGCGCAGGGCGCAUACGAGAACCGAGACAUCUUCACUUCUCUGGACAUUGCUUGGACGCUGCUGCGAAUCUUCCCCCAGGAGUUGCUGAAGAAGAUCCCGCAGAAGCUGAAGGACAAGUACUACGACCGGGAGAAGGAGAUCCAGAAAGCUGUGCAGUCACUGAAGAGCUCCAACGUGGUGGUCAUCACAGACCCGAGGCGACAAAGCCUGGACCAUGAGCUGGACGACGAGCUCGCCAAGUUUCCGGAGUACUGGGUCACUCGCGACUGCCCGCAACCCUUCCACAACAUUGUGGAGUGCGGAACGGAAGAGCUUACCCACGUACAGGAGAUCAUGGACCGGACCAUGUAUGCUCCCGGCGAGGCACCGCAUCGAUGCAAGAUCCAGAAGCUCUUGCGUGUGGAGGAUUCCAAGAUGUGGAACACAUACGAGAGGAGCGUAGCAUGUCUUGCGGAAGCUCGCACACAAGAGGCGCGUGCUGAAGUGAUCCGAACGCCCCACUCCGGGACCGAGUGCCCCAGGCCUUUGACCUGGCGAGUCGCCUCGGAUGACUUCCGGAGUCGGCUUCGCCUCGAGUGCAAUGAGGCAUACUUAUGGCACGGCACAGACCGCAAAUCAGCCGAGAGCAUUAUAGGACACCACUUUGACAUGAAGCGGGCAGGGACGGUGAAUGCCAAAGCUCUGGGCAGAGGCGCGUACUUUGCUGAGACCUCCUUCCUUGCCGACAAGUACGCGCCGGAAGGGCAGGAUGGGCUUCGGGCUGUCCUUUUGGUCAGAGCUGCCUUGGGCCGGGUCUAUGUGGAGACUAGGUAUACCAAAUGGCGAGGAGGCAGACUGAAGCGCAUGGUUUCGGCCAAGCACGUGGUCAAAGAAGGUAAGUUUGACAGUGUUCUUGGAGACCGAAAGUUUGCCUUCAACACAGAUGCUCGCGAGUACUGUGUGUCGAACACUGGCCAGCUAUAUCCAGAGUAUAUGUGCCUGUACUCCCGACAAGAUCCACAAAAUUCACAAAAGCCCGGCUGGCAGUCCGAGUCUGGCGGAACGACUUCUUGA